AUGGAUGUUAAACUGAUUGAUGUCCAUGUAGAUGUUUAUAAACAACUUACAAAUGAACAUGAGUUUGUUGUUCGUGAGCAUAUGCUAAAAUGGAUAUGCACGGAGGCUGCCAAAUUGGGGUUUGGUGUUGUAACCGGGAGGUCGGGUAAUGGUCCUGAUAGAAGACAAACAUUUGUGACAUUGAUAUGCGAAAGAAGUGGCGAAUACACAAACCUUAUCCAAAAGUUGAAACAGAAUUACACCGGUUCUAAUAGAUGUGAGUGUCCUUUUAAGUUGUGCGGGUACUUUAUGGCAAAUAAUACAUGGACAUUUAAUGUGAUUUGCGGUAGACAUAAUUAUGACAUGUGUUACAAGCUAGAUGAUCAUCUCAUUGUAUAUUGUCUUAAUCUUGAAGAGAAUGAACUUGUUUCUAACAUGAAAAUAAACAUGGUGCAGUCCAAAAAUAUAUUUGCAACUUUGAAACGGAGAAUACCUUAA
This is a messenger RNA of Vicia villosa (hairy vetch), 477 nucleotides long. RefSeq lists its product as uncharacterized. Bases 1 to 477 code for a protein of 158 amino acids. NCBI's taxonomy places the organism in Eukaryota, Viridiplantae, Streptophyta, Magnoliopsida, Fabales, Fabaceae. The record is from RefSeq and is a predicted model, not a curated record. The transcript has a single exon.